AAAUUAUAUUAAUUAAAACUACAAAAAAUAAAAAAACUUUAAGAGGAAUUUUAAAAAAUAUGUUUUCGUUGGCAGUUAAAUAAAUUUGAAUCUACUGUAAUCGUCGCUCUUAUUUGGACACGUGGUUCAGUCUGAAAACAAGAUGGCAGCCUGCGUGUGUGUGUUCAAACUGCUAUAAAUAAGAUAAUUUAUAAUCAUUCAUUCAUUAUUAUUACUAUUAUUAUUACAGUAGACUUUGAGAUAUCAGUCCAGCUCCAGCUGUGAGGUCGUUAUGGCUGAUGUGACUACAGAGUCCUGCAUCCUGAACCAAGAAUCCUGCAUCCAAGCAGAAGCUCCACAGGAGAAAACAAACCAAGCAGAACCUACAGAAGAAAGCAAGAAUGAAGGAGAAGAACGAGAAGGACGUGAAGAACGAGAAGAACAAGAAAAACGUGAGGAACGAGAAGGAUGUGAAGGACGAGAAGAACAAGAAGAACGAGAAGGACGCAGCAACUCCAACAUCUACAACUACAUCAAGGAGGAUCUGUUCACCUCUGAGAUCUUCAAGGUGAAGAUCCAGAACCUGCCCAAGUACAUCUGCUUCAACGACCUGAAGAAGUUCCUGAACAAACAUGGGCUGAACCCACACAAGAUCAAGCUGAUGGGGAAGGAGAGCUUCGCCUUCGUCACCUUCAAAAACCAGAAGGACAGGGACGAGGCCAUGAAGCUGGUCCACGGCGUUCAGUGGAAGGGGAAAGUCCUGAGCGUGCGAUUGGCCAAGCCCAAAGCCGACCCCCUCAUCAGGAAGCGCAGGCUGGACGAAGAGGCGGCGGACGCGGGACAGCCCGCGGCCAAACGUCCCGCCGAGGGACACGACGGCGCCGAGGACGAACCCCUCAGUGUCCAGAUCGCCAACGCGGUCACGCCCCUGUGGCAGGUUCCUUACGACGAGCAGCUCAGGAGGAAGGAGCGGGAGGUGGAGGAGGUUCUGCACACGCUCACCAGGGAGAUAGGGAACAGUAAUAAAGCCAUGCUGCCGUGGCUGUUCAUGCAGAAGGAGAAGAAUAACGGUGUGUGCUGUCCGCUCGAGUCCAUCAGACCCUCACCUGUACAGACGGAGUACAGGAAUAAGUGUGAGUUUGUGAUCGGUACCGGUGCGGAUGGAGAGGAUAAGACGGUGGGGUUUCGCUUGGGGAAGUAUAAAGGAGGCUCGUGCGCCGUGGCGAGUCCCUCAGACACCGUCCACGUCCCUGCAGCAGCCAAACGCGUCGUUCUCGCCUUCCAGAACUACAUCAGAACGACUCCCUAUGCUGUGUACAGUCCGGAGAAGUACGAGGGUCACUGGAGGCAGCUCACCGUCCGCACGAGCAGAACCAACCAGAUCAUGGCCAUCGUCUUCUUCCAUCCACAGAAACUGGCGGAGGACGAGAUGGCGUCUCUGAAGGCGUCUCUGAGACGCUAUUUUACGGACAGCGAGGGGAAGGACAGCGGCGUUACGUCUCUGCACUUCGUGCGAAUGGGGCAGAGGACGUCUGCAGGGACGGAGGAUUUGCCGUGUGAGCUGGUGGCCGGUGACGCGUGGAUCCACGAGGAGCUGCUCGGUCUCCGAUUCCGCAUUUCUCCUCACUCCUUCUUCCAGACGAACACUCCAGCGGCGGAGGUGCUGUACUCGGCUGUAGGGGAAUGGGCUCAGCUGGACCACGACAGCACCGUGCUGGAUGUGUGCUGUGGAACAGGAACCAUCGGCAUCUCUCUGGCCAAAAGAGUGAGGAAGGUGAUUGGAAUUGAACUGUGUCAGGAGGCAGUGGACGAUGCUAAAGUGAACGCACAAGCGAACGGUUUGACCAACAUUGAGUUCCACUGUGGUAAAGCGGAGGACAUUUUCCCCACCGUUCUCAACGCCGUGGUGUCUCCUAAUGUUACUGCUAUUGUAGAUCCUCCACGAGCAGGACUGAAUUCCAAGGUGAUUUUGGCGAUCAGAUGGGCGGAGCAUCUGAAGAGGCUGGUGUACGUCGCCUGUAACGCUAAAGCAGCCAUGAACAACUUCAUCGAUCUGUGCAGAGCUCCGUCUAACCGUGUUCGUGGAGCGCCGUUCCGUCCGGUGCGAGCGAUGGCCGUGGAUCUUUUCCCUCAGACCAUGCACUGCGAGACCAUCCUGCUGUUCGAGAGGGUCGACUACUAGCUCCAGCGCUAACAACGCCGAGAACCGACUCUAAAGCUAAUGCUAUAUCUCAUAAAUCUCAUAAAGCUUGUAAAUCUAGCUACCGCUAAUCCUACUGAGGCUAGUAAUGAAUUAUUUGAUAUUAAUUUGCAUCUCAUUUACGUGCUUAGCCUUUACAACAUUUUAUUUUCUCGAAGAAGCAUUCGCUUUAAUGGAUCUGAACUUCUUUUGCAAAUGGACUCGAGAUGUAUAAUUUUAAUUUCAACCAUUUUGUAAAACCUUUAAAACAGUGCAAACAUGAAAUCUAGGUUUUUGUUUUUUUUUCUGACCCAGAAAUGAGCUCCGUCCCUUUUCCUUUACUCGUGUAAAAGACGUACAGAGGUUCAGAUUGUUAUCAUCAUCAUCAUCAUCAUCAUCGCAAAUGUGAUUCACCUUGUAGGCACCAGAGAGCGGAAGAGUUACAUACAGCUGCUUUAAUUUUCUUAUUGUACAUUGAAAUGGAAAUGACGCACGAAUAAAGAAUGAGAAACGUCUGGUUACA
This is a messenger RNA of Pangasianodon hypophthalmus (striped catfish), 2681 nucleotides long. It is a transcript of the gene trmt2a, whose product is annotated as tRNA methyltransferase 2 homolog A. The record is from RefSeq and is a predicted model, not a curated record. The coding region runs from base 272 to 2161 and encodes 629 amino acids. The transcript has 13 exons. NCBI's taxonomy places the organism in Eukaryota, Metazoa, Chordata, Actinopteri, Siluriformes, Pangasiidae. Gene Ontology annotation, biological process: RNA processing. Gene Ontology annotation, molecular function: RNA methyltransferase activity; RNA binding.